AUGGAAGCUAUUUUUGCCAAGCUCGCCGAAGAGACUACAACGUUCAAUCUAGGCGAUGAGGAGAAAUGGCGCAAGCUUUACGACCCCUAUUAUCCUGAGCCACCGUCUAAUGCGACCGUUAUCCGAGACCAGCAAUAUGGACCAUUCGAGCGAAACUACUUAGAUGUCUUCAUACCAAACGGAACUGAGGCAGAAAAGCCGGUCCUUAUGUAUGUACAUGGAGGAGGCUUCUUCUCCGGUGACAAGAUGUGGACUGAAAAGGUCUAUUCCAACAUCGGGUGGUUCUUCGCUCGACAAGGCAUCAUCACAGUGAUAUUGAAUCAUCGCCUUGUACCCGAUGUGCAGUAUCCUGGCGGGGCAGACGAUAUUCAAAUGGCACGCGAAUGGAUUUUUAACCAUAUAUCCUCGCCAAAAUAUGGCUGUGGCUCAGUAAACAAAGUCGUGCUAUUUGGUCAUUCGUCUGGUGGUGUGCAUAUUGCAUCUAAUCUUUAUGCCGCUGGUGACACUGAACGUGUUGCAAAUUACCCCUUUUCUCCUCCCCUGGCUGGAGUAAUAUAUCUCAGUGUGCCUUUCUGGUAUGAUCGGGAGAAGCCUUUGCGCCAGAAGACAAUACGAUCAUACUACGGGUCGGACUCAGAGAACUUUUGGGGGCCUAAAUCUGCGCUUGGUUUAUUCGAAGCAUUGCCUGAAAAUUCCCCAAUGCUAAACUCCCAGGAGAUUCCUAUCUAUCUUGGAUCCGUCGAGUGGGAAGUACCCGAGACGAUUGACGCUACUUUGAAAUUCUUCAACGCAUACAAAGUGAAAAGCAAGCCAUCGGGAACAUUACCAUUAUUUCACGUGUUGAAGAAGCAUAAUCAUCUAACCAACAUUCUGUCGAUUGGCACAGAAGAUACCUCACAGGGUCGGGCCUUGCUGGAGUUUAUUGAAUCCUGUGUAAAGGGAAGGGUAGCAGGUAGUCAAUUUUCCUCUCACCUUUAA
Molecule: messenger RNA, 978 nt
Organism: Penicillium longicatenatum
Lineage: Eukaryota; Fungi; Ascomycota; Eurotiomycetes; Eurotiales; Aspergillaceae
Product: alpha/beta hydrolase
Exons: 6
Coding region: 1-978 (325 amino acids)
Source: RefSeq, a predicted model, not a curated record